AUGUCAGUUUUAGAGUUCAUCAUGGGGAACACACUUGCAAAAACUGCUGCCAUAGAUUUUACAAUACAAUGGGCAGGUUGGCUCGUUGCAGUGUUGAUGAAAACAGAGAAAUUUUAUGAUUUAGUGGGUGCCUGCACACAUCUAUAUCUUGCCUAUAAAAGUUUAGAAUGGUCGGGGAAAACUUCAACGCGGAAACAGGUGCAGACUGGGAUGGUCAUGACAUGGGCAUUCAGACUGGGUCUCUUUUUGUUCACUCGUAUACUGAAGGAGGGAAAAGACAGACGGUUCAACCAAAUCAAACAGUCACCAGCAAUGUUCCUAUUUGCCUGGACAAUGCAAGGUGCUUGGAUAUUCCUCAAUCUCCUACCUACACUCAUCCACAACUCUAAAGAGAAGGACAAGCCCAUUAGCACCAGAGACUAUGUAGGAUGGGGUCUUUGGACUGUAGGCUUUCUGUUUGAGGUUAUAGCCGACUACCAGAAGUCAUCUUUCAGAAAUAAUCCAGAUAAUGCUGGCAAGUUCAUAUCAUCAGGUCUAUGGAGCAUAUGUCGUCAUCCUAACUACUUUGGUGAAAUCUUACUCUGGUGCGGACUUUACAUCUCUGCAUCAUCAACAUUUAAAGGCAAAGAAUACCUGAGCGCCAUCUCUCCACUGUUUACAUUCUUCCUUCUCACGAGAGUCAGUGGCAUUCCAAUGUUAGAGAAAUCUGGACUUAGAAGAUGGGGCAAAGAUCCUAGUUAUUUAGAAUAUUUGAAAAAUACCCCAUCUUUAAUUCCUUUCUUCAGGUAAUUUUGCUUCCUCAUGAAUUAUAUCAGGAAGUGGGGUAGCCAGGAACAUUUGGAAUGCAGAUCACUCUAAUAUUUAAUGAAAGGGUGAUUUGUAAACAAAAUUAUCAUACUCGGAUAUUCAUCUUGCAAUAACAAU
Molecule: messenger RNA, 924 nt
Organism: Owenia fusiformis
Lineage: Eukaryota; Metazoa; Annelida; Polychaeta; Sabellida; Oweniidae
Source: the annotation of a GenBank genome assembly